Asterias rubens (European starfish) is the source of this 3375-nucleotide messenger RNA. RefSeq names its product adhesion G-protein coupled receptor D1-like. Gene Ontology annotation, cellular component: membrane. NCBI's taxonomy places the organism in Eukaryota, Metazoa, Echinodermata, Asteroidea, Forcipulatida, Asteriidae. Gene Ontology annotation, biological process: cell surface receptor signaling pathway; adenylate cyclase-activating G protein-coupled receptor signaling pathway. The record is from RefSeq and is a predicted model, not a curated record. The transcript is spliced from 24 exons. Gene Ontology annotation, molecular function: G protein-coupled receptor activity. The coding region runs from base 325 to 3375 and encodes 1016 amino acids.
GCUGGUAUAGUACUCGGUGAUUUCAUCGGAACUUGUGUCAGUAAUCCAUUCCUAUGUGGAGAUGGGUUAAGUGUUUCAUUCUGGGUGAAAUUUGUGCAUCAAGAGACUACGGAGAAUAUCAGGCAGAUAAUCAGUUCUGGAGCACAUGAAGAUGAUGCUGGGUUUGCAGUUUUCAUUAAAGGUUCAUUGGUUGUCUUUGUGGUUGACUGCUCUCUUGGAAGAUGGACCGCAUCAAUCAAGAAAGAGCUCAUUCCACACAACACCUGGACCAAUCUUGCUUUGACGUGGAAAAAAGGAGAUACCAUAACGAUAUAUCUAAAUGGAAUGGAACCGGAUGCGGACUAUCAGUUAACUGUCGGUUCCAUCACUGAUUCCAGCAAACUGCUGAUUGUUGGAGACACAUCGAGUUCACAAUCAGCAAAGUUAUACGUUUAUAACCUAGCCGUCUGGGAAAGUCACGUGCCUCAUCAGAUGAUCAACCAACUUAUUGGAAUGUCAAAGUAUGAAUUUCACUGUUUGUCUUCUGCUGAUGUUUGUUGGUCAUUCGAGUACCCCAAAAGAAUCCGUCCACGAUAUCAGCUAAGUCCUACUGGUGUAUCCUUCAUACGAGACAGACAUCAUCAAGGGAGAGGCGUCUGCUUAAACGGUGUCAGAAGUGGGAUAUCAUUAUUUGGGAUAUCAGCUACACGGUGUCCAGCGGAUCCUUCAGCAUGUGCCAAUGGAUUGGUUGUUGGUAUGUGGUUGAAGCUUACUAGAGUAACAUCAAGCAGAAACAGUGGGUAUCUGCUGAGUGUUGGAGCCACUGAUCCAGGUGAACGGGGUGUGUCACUCUUCCAAUCCAUCACUGGUAUCCACGUUAAGGUGGUUGAAGCCAGAAUUAUGUGGCAAACAGAUAUCAAGUCCUCCUGGUUGACCUUUGACCGAUGGAUGUAUCUGGGUAUUGUCUGGUCCGGGCAGGAGCAAUAUCUUACAGUUAGUAUUGAUGGAAAGAAAAUGCCUACCCUGCUGAGCCACACGAAAGGGAAGUAUAGAGCACAUGAUGUUUCUUCGCUCACACUAGGCAAAUCAAGUCAAAGUGAUUCAGAUUUCCUUACAGCGUGUUACGAUGACGUCACGAUCUUAUCCCCUAAGGUGGGAGAUCACCUCCCGUCUCCGAAUACUCUGACUGGUGAACCCGAUUUCGAGCCGUACCUUUCUGCAGAUGAACAUUUUGAUGUAAAUGAUCCAGACGGUUCAGUCAAAGGAGAACAUUAUUCAGCAACGAAGAACAGGUUUGAUGUGGAAAACUCCUCGGUCGAUACUGGGGUACCCGGUUCACCAUUAGGAUACAUCAACCUCGGUGAUUUUGCUGGGCGAUGUGUCAGUGAUCCUUCAUUGUGUAGUGAUGCCGGAUUAUCGAUAUCAGUAUGGAUAAAGGUAGACAAUAUGGAUCAUUUUGCUGAUCCAUUGGUCAACCCUGGUGGAGUUGGAUAUAUAUUAAGCUCAGGAGCUCAGAGUGCCAACGGCACAGGAUUGUCAGCUUUUUACUCACGAGACAAAUUCCUGUACGUCCAGGUACUAGACGGUCAACGGAAAUGGUUCUCUAAGUUUGAAUAUGAACUCGGCAGAGAUUGGUUAAACUUUGGGACGUCAUGGAGUAGAGAGAAAGGCUUAUUGGUUAUUUUGGAUGGCCACGUCAAAGGGAAUGACCCGGUUGGCGAACCUCUAGUGAGGACAAUGGACUCAUUCACAACUCUAAUUCUAGGCAAGAGAAAUGACAGGAAUACUUCGUACCUAGGGGGCGCUUUCGAUGAUCCAGCUAUCUGGUAUCAGGCUCUAGAUAAAGAUGAUCCCAAUCUAGAGGAUAUCAUUAUGGGAAAAUACAUUGAUGACAUCGUUGAAACCGUGAACUAUGACGAUCUUGAUGACGAGUCUCCAGACAGGGCUCAACCGUCUUGUAAGAUCAUCCACGAAGCUGAUUGUGCCAAGACAAUGCAACAGUUACUGGAUGUGAUUAAAGGAGAGAUCAUAUUGAGUGCAGAUGCUGCAGAGAGUUCUACAAACAGUUUGAUGCGUUUUACUUCUGAAGGUUCCACACUCUCCAGUUCAGAGUUAGAUCUCGCUGUGAGUGUAAUAGACAAACUCUCCAAGAGGCAGUUGGCAACAACUUUGGAUGACGUCACAGCUGAAGCUAUCCUCGAGGAUUUCCUUGAAGUUACUAGCAAUCUUCUUGAUCCUGUCUUCACCAAGAAAUGGGUUGCUCUGCACAAGACCAAAGCAGGGGUGACAUCUUUGAUGGAAAGUGUUGAGACAUUUGCUGCUGAUGUUGCCGGUCGUUUAGUGUGGAACUCUCAAGUGCUCCUCAACACAAGUCAUAUACUUAUGACAAUGGAUGUUGUAUCCGAGGAUUAUUUCAUCUCUGAAGUAGAAGCAAUCUUUCCAAGACACGGUCAGAGAUGGGAGACCCUUGAAGAUAAAUGGAGAAAUAUGGAUGACUACGUGACCAUCCCAAAGGAAGUGUUUCACUCCGAAAUAAACAAAAAUUUCGCAUUUGAUGGAAGCUUAGUGUUUACAUGGUACGAUUCUCUAAAUAAGAUGGCGCCCGUUGUGUCAACAAACAAUUUUGUGUUAAUGGGCGGCAAAUCACUAAGUAUUAACAGCAACAUCAUGUCAGUCAUGAUAGAGCCGAAAAUUCAACACAAACUUACAAAACCAAUCUUGGUCACUCUGAACCAUCAUAAGCUUGUGACUAAAUCAAAACCCGAAACACCUGUUUGUGCUUUCUGGAAUUUCGAUGUGCUGCACACCAUAAAUGGUGCAUGGGACCGUGAGGGAUGUGAGGUGCAGAGUACCAGCCAAACCCAAACUCAGUGUCUUUGUUACCAUAUGACACACUUUGCUAUUGUUAUGGAACCGCUGCAAGAACCGGUUUAUGACGAACAUGCAGUUGUCCUGCGAUGGUUAGUCAGGUGCCUGGUCGGAGUGUCUGUUUUCUGCCUCGUUGUUCUUAUCGUCACAUAUGUGGUAUCAAAGCGUCUUCACACCCUCCGUCAUUCUAUUCAUCUGAACCUCUGCCUGGCCUGUCUCCUUGCUUCAGUAUCGUUCGCCAUGUCUGAAUUCACAUCGAACAGUCAGGUCCUGUGUCUCGUGAAUGGAGCAACAAUGCAGUGUUUCUACCUUGCUGUUAUCCUAUGGCUGACUAUGGAGUCAUUCCAAUUAUACUCUGAUACAGCUGCUGGAGGUAUUAAAACCAAUGAUGCUACGGAGGGAUUUGCAGUGUGGAGGAACCGAAUGGGUUUUUAUAUGAUUGGUGGAUGGGUAAUUCCAGCAGUGACAGUUGGAUCAGUUCUUGGUGUCUCCCUAAAUGUCUACAAACCGCAAAGAUACGUUCUGUGA